AUGGCGUUCACAGCUCUCAGUGUCAGACUCAUGUUUAAUGGGUUGAUGCUGCUGUUCGCACAUGCUCAGCAAAGUUAUCCUCAGGCAUCUGUGUCCGAUGCAGCUUUUCUUCGUAUCGUUCCAAGCAGGCUGCAGCUCUUUGAAUACGAGUCUGUCUCAUUUACCUGUGAAGGGUUUGAUGUCUCAGCUGGAUGCAAAGUGAGAAACGCCAAGGAAAUAAUUCCAAAGUGUUCAAAUCACACGGCAACGUCAACCCAGACCUGUACCAUCGGCUAUGCCUUUGUAUCAGACAGUGGAGGAUAUUGGUGUGAAGGUGAAGGAGGAGAGAAAAGUAACACCGUGAACAUCACUGUGACUGCUGGUUCUGUGAUCCUGGAGAGUCCUGUCCUUCCUGUGAUGGAGGGAGACACUGUGACUCUGCAAUGUAGGAACAAGAUGACUUCCUCCAACCUCAUGGUAGAUUUCUACAAGGAUGGCCUCCAAAUUGGGAACAGUUCCACUGGGAACCUGACCAUUGAAAGCGUUUUCAAGUCUGAUGAUGGCCUCUACAAGUGUAGCAUCUCCAGAGCUGGCGAAUCACCAGAGAGUCGACUGGCUGUCAGAGGCAAACUUAACAGAGAAGAAGGUGGUGGUGUGCUUAUGGAGAGUCCUGCUCAUCCUGUGACUGAGGGAGAUGCCGUGACUCUGCACUGUAGAAAGCAGGAAACGUCCUCCAACCUCAAUGCUGACUUCUAUAAAGACGGCCACCUCAUCAGGAACAGCUCUGCAGGAGACAUGAUCAUCCACGGCGUUUCCAAGUCUGAUGAAGGAUUCUACAAGUGCAGCAUCCCUGGAGCUGGACAAUCACCAGAGAGCUGGCUGACUGUCAGAGCAUAUGACCAACAAGAGAUUCAUUUUUCCCGCCAUUACAAACUCCUGCUAUGGAUCAUCAUCAGUGUCGUAUUGGUGGUGCAGAUGCUUGUGAUUGGACUUCUUUACUGGAAGAAACAGCUAGUGGCAAAGAUGAAUAAUCCAAGCAAGGACCUGCACGAUGUCGUCAAAAAAGACCGUAAGUCAGCACACUUAUUAAAGUAA
Messenger RNA from Chelmon rostratus (copperband butterflyfish), 1074 nucleotides. Its product is annotated as Fc receptor-like protein 5. The transcript is spliced from 7 exons. Gene Ontology annotation, molecular function: transmembrane signaling receptor activity. Gene Ontology annotation, biological process: cell surface receptor signaling pathway. Bases 1 to 1074 code for a protein of 357 amino acids. The record is from RefSeq and is a predicted model, not a curated record. Lineage: Eukaryota; Metazoa; Chordata; Actinopteri; Chaetodontiformes; Chaetodontidae.